Messenger RNA from Priceomyces carsonii, 1515 nucleotides. RefSeq names its product sterol esterase. Gene Ontology annotation, biological process: lipid metabolic process. The record is from RefSeq and is a predicted model, not a curated record. The coding region runs from base 1 to 1515 and encodes 504 amino acids. NCBI's taxonomy places the organism in Eukaryota, Fungi, Ascomycota, Pichiomycetes, Serinales, Debaryomycetaceae. The transcript has a single exon.
AUGUACGAAGAGCUAAAGCCGUUGGAAAAAAAAAAUCAACAUGGAGUUUUUGGACGCUUCUUCUUCGUGUUUGUUUCCUUUAUUUCCUCGUUCAUUUUCGCUACAGUGCUAGCAACAUGUGGUCUAUUUUAUCACUGGGGCCAAAAGCUUUCGGGGGCAGAGAAAUACAACGUUGGAACUGAUGAGAAGCAUGCCAGUUCUUACACGCCUCAAGAACCAUUCCCAAACUUAGAUAAAAUGAAGCCAUCAUCUGACUUGAGGUACUAUGCGUUGCAGCUAGAGCUAGAUUUGGAGGUAUAUAAAAUUACUACCGAAGAUGGGUAUGUUCUUCCAUUGCAUCGAUUAAUUGAUCCAAAAGAGACUGUUUUAGAGAGACAAAAUAGAAAGCCUAUUUUGUUACAGCACGGGCUACUCGCAUCUUCGGGAUCAUAUAUAACGUCUGGUCGUAACUCAUUGGCCUAUUAUUUUCUAGGUGCCGGCUUCGACGUCUGGAUGGGUAAUAAUAGAGCAUGCUUUGAACCGAUUCAUACUCACUUCACUGGUAACUUGAUGAAUUCAGAGAAAUAUUGGGACUGGGACAUUAGAAAUCUUGCUUAUUACGAUUUACCUUGUAUUAUACAAAAUGUCUUAGCCCAUAAGCCAAAUCAUGAGAAAUUAGUUUUAGUUGGGCACCUGCAAGGGUGUACACAAUCAUUUUUAAUGUUAAAAAAUGGGAACCUUUCACAUCUUCACAAAAAUAUUGAAUUUUUCUUUCCAUUGGCACCAGCUAUUUUCCCCGGACCUAGUUUUCAUGAUAGAGCAUUUAUCAAAUUCAUGCAUAAUAAGGGCAAUUUAGGCUUUAAAUUAAUUUUUGGAUGCUGUGCCUUCAUGAGAAACUUGACUCAGACUCGUUAUUACCUUUAUUCUACCAAGAUUUUUGCUUUUUUGGCAUAUAUACUUUUUAAAUACUUGUUUGGGUGGACCGCUAAAAGAUGGGGUCCACAUAAAAAGGUAUGGCAUUUUCAUUUCAUAUUUAUUAUGAGUUAUGUUUCCUCGAGGCUCAUGACCUGGUGGCUCAGUCAUUGGGUUCCUGAAGGUUUCUCUAACCAAUUGCAGCCAAAGGAAGCCUACGAUAGUGGAGCAAACUAUGCAUUUAUCCCAGAGGAGCAAAGUAUACCAGAAAAAGAUGAUUCCAAGAGCUUCUUUCCAUUCAAAAGGCCAUGGUUUGAUAAUUUAGAAACUACAGUACCAAUGGUUAUUUUUGAUUGCGAGUUAGAUUUCUUGGUGGAUUGCAAGCGACUUAUUACACACAUGAGGCAUUAUGAAAAUUCCUAUAAAGAAGGUUCAAACUUUGAAGUAGUUGAAAUUCGGGGAUACAACCAUGUUGAUAUCACCUGGGCAGACGAUGUUAUAGGAACGGUUGGUUACGUGAUUACUGAUAAACUUAAGAGUUUAAAUGCCACAGAAAUUACUGAAACAGAUAUUGAGAAAGAUGAUGAUUCGAAACAUAUAGCUCAACCCCCUAAUAAUAGUUAA